AAAUCAGGUCACUUCACUUCCUCUAUCUUCCCUCAGAUACUUUAGUAAUUAAAGCUAAUAAAAGCAGUAAGUCUUUCUACAUCUCUCAGUUUUUAUUCUUAGGAACUGCAUUUCUAUUGUGCUUCUUUGUUUUUGCAACCAUAAUAAUGGAAUAUAUUUACUGACUGCAGCAACAAAGACUGUAGAGGUAUCUGUCCUUACUCAUCCUCAGUAAAAUCAGGAUGUGGCAAUGGGAAUAGAUUUGUAUCUCCCGGAAAUAAUUCUUCCAUCAGAUUUGUGCCUCCAGCCUGGAAGCCUGCAGUAUUCUAUUCUCUCGUAUAUUCGAUACAUUCUCUAUUACUGGUUACAUAACCAAAUCACUUGGACAGUCAACAAUUCUAUUUGACGUUAAUAAGAAAUCAGUUACUAAUUGUGAGCUGCUGAGUUAAAAACAAUGAACAUGAGCAUUAUUAAAAUAGCCAACGCUUAAACUACACAUACAUUUAUUACACAUCUGGAGGAAAUACACACAUCCCUAAGGAUCUUUUGCUAGGGGUAGAUUUCCUGGAAUUUGCCAGCAGUGAAGAAUCUAAUAAGCACCUUGUCAAUCACAGUAGGCAACAACAGUGGGUUAUGUCCCCAAAAGCAUUUACUAGCUGCAUGUCAUGUGCUCUGCAAUGACCGACUACCAAGUAGUCAGUUUGCCUUCUAGUCUUAGCUUCACCCACUUUGAACUCGUGCACCUGCUGGGACAGCUCCCAGAGGAAGGAGUAACUUAAGCCCAACACUGAUUUAAUCUAUCCCGCCAGGUCUAGGAGAUAGCUACUUCUAAUUAGAAAACACUAAUAUACUCCUAAUUAUGUAACACCAGCUAGUGAUACAAGCCCUGUUUGCUUAGGGAAUGGCACGAAGCCAGAUAUUACCAUAUUCAGAAUCAAUUGUGGGUUACAGGAUUGCAACAGAACAAGGAAAAUAAAGUUGUCCACACUUCCAAUAUACAAGUUUGCUUGGUUUCCUAGGUUUGCCCUCUUCUCUGUUCUUGUCUACCAAGGCUCGUUCCUUGUUAGCUGUUGUACAGCAUAGACACCAAAGUACUUUAGCAAACGGAGUAUCAUCCCCAUUCUAAAGACAGGGAAACUGAGUCAGAGAGAGGUGAAGUUACUUGCCUCAGAGGAAACAGCCCUGGGGCAGGACCAGAAAUAAAAUCUAAGUCUCCUGUCUUCCAGUCUAAUGCCUUCACCACUGGACCAGUUUCUCCUCUGUAUUAGAACUCCUGACUGAAGGCAAGAAUUUGUCUGAACAUUGGGUCCUUUCAUUACUUCAAUGCUGAAAGCAGGAGGAUGUAUUUCAGUGUCCCUUGGGGACUGCAAGUGCCCCUCCACUGCCUAUACCCUGUCCCCAAUUUUUGAGAUUCAUAUAGUAUGGUGGUUAUAAAGAUGUAGUCAGGAGCUAAGAGCAUUUGAAAAUGAAAAUGAGUUUCAGGGCGGUAGAACAGCAGCAAAGGUGGGCCAUGUCCCUUUGUCGGAGGGUAGCACAUCACUGACAGGCUUCACUUCUAUUUUAGGACUGAGCACCACUGAUCAGCUUUCAAAACUGCUUAGAAGAAAUAAAGGAGGCUGUUAGAAAUUCAAAAGAACGCCAAGGAUUUGACCACAGCAGGGACACAAGUGGGAGUAUGCUUUUUUUGGGGGGGAGAGAGAAACAAGAACCCAGCUUAGUCCACUAUUGGUCUCUGUUUUUGACAAAAACAUGUUUCUUGUCACAUGCAACCCGACAAGAAUUUGCCCCCAGGGAAAGUCAGAAACUCUGGCUAGAAGAGGGCUCAGACAGGAUUACAUGCAGAACAAAAAGAUCAGGCUUUUGGUCUGCGUGUGGGGCACAUGUUGGUUUGUGGUAUAAAACACAAUUUUGCUAUGGAAGGUUCUUGAAAUGCCAGCAACAGAAAAUAAGCAACAGGAGAGGGAGCUGCUGUACUUUCAAACAAAAACACCUGUCACUACUGACUGACGGAGUCUGGUGGCAUCUCAGGUCACUGGAAACAUGUGGGAGCUUUGCCUGCUAACGCCUCAGAUGGCAGGGGUGUGCCCUGAGCACAGCACACAGGAGGGGUCAGCCACCAAGACACCCAUGCUACAUGCUCAGAGAUCUCUACCCCUGCUCUCAUCUCUCCCCUGGGAAAUACAGUGUCUGAAGCAAUGUGUCACCAUGCUUCAUCUUUGCAAAUGCUCUGAUGCUUUCAUCUUCCCACUUUUCUGAACCCUGCCAGGACACCACAGCUGCUCUGCUGAAAGGUUACUAGCUGGCUGGCACGUUCAUCCGUCCCUACAAACAAAACAUCUAGCAGCAUCCAUGACAUUUACCAUCGGAGCAGCCAGACUGAAUAAAGCCCUUGCUCCAUCUAUUUCCUUAUCCUGCCUCCAACAGCAGCCAGGACAGAAGCUUCAGAGGAAGGCAGAACAAUCCUUGUGGAUGACAGUUACAGAAUAAUCUGCAGUAGGGAAAGUUUCUCCUGGUUUAUGUCCUGAACUAUGAGGGUUUAAUACGAUUAUUUUUAAUCCUAUAUUAUAUAUAAAACUGUGGAUGCUCUAAUUAUCCACAUAAAUGUCUACUUCUUUUUCAAAAGCCUGUUAGACUUCUGGCCUCAGUAUCAGCUCACCGGGUUAAUUAUAUGUUGGGUAAUAAAAUGCAUUUCCUUUUGUCAGUGUUAAAUUUGCUGCUUUUCGAUGUUACAGAAUGUCCCAUGUUCUUGUAUUAUGAGAAAGGGUAAAAAGAGGCACAUGAUUUACCUGCUCUAUAGUUACCAUUCAACACUCCCUCUUAGUCAUCUCCUCUCUCAAGUGAACAGUUCCAAAUCCUACAAGACACAUACUCCAGGAACAACAGAUCCUCUAGAGACAGGAGGAUUAGCUGUUUAUGGGAUGAAAUGGCUAAAAUAGUGUCUGCACCAAAUCAAAACAGAAAAGCACCCAAGAGAUACAGCUCAUGUGGAAUACUUUAAAUAGGACUGUCAAAGCUAGGAGCAUUCCCCACAGAAGUCACCUUGUUCAAAUUGCUACAAAAUCAUCCCUGUUAGAGAACCCUCAUGUCCUGGGCCUCCAAAGCUGCUAUGUUCUCUGAUGUGCCAGACUAAGUCACCGAAAGGGCUAAAAUCCAAAUGGAAACUCCCAUGAAUUCCUAGCCCUCUCUCCCACCCGACAGGGCACAGGUGAGUGGAGGGAAGUCUCCUCCCCACCCCUUUUUUGGCCUAAGUCUGUGUUGAUUUCAGCCCGUGGGCACUUGAUAUGAACAGAUUAGCUGGGAGGGGCCAGAAUGCUGUGUACGGCUGCAGGGGGGUGGAGGUACACAAGAGAAAAGAUAUUUAAGAUGCUGAGAGACAGACUUCCAGAGUGCACAGACUCCUACAAGAAAGUGCUGCAGAAGUCCCCUUUAGACUCCACCUUCACUGAGCAAGAGGGGGAGAGAAACAGAGUCAGGGCACCAGCGUGCUGUAGCACUUUCAGAAGAGUUUCACACGUGCCCCUGCUGUGCUCACAGCAUCUGCAGUGGACUCAGUCAGAGAACUCAGGAGUUCUCACCGCUGAGAGUGAAAAUGCCAGUGAAAGUCUCUAUGCAAUUGGCAUGGCUCUGUGUUAUCACCUUGUCCUUGGCCAUCUACCCAGCGUGGCUACAGAAGCCUCCCAAGAGGAGAAUGACCAGCGGGAACACCCAGCUCAAACUGAUGGGCUGCUGCGAUGAGAUGAAAGACCUCAAGCUGCAGAUAGCCAACCUGAGCACCAUGCUGGGGACGCUGAGCAAGAAGCAGGAAGACGACUGGAUGAAUGUGGUUACGCAGAUGAUGGAGCUGGAAGGGAGCACCAAGCAGAUGGAGUCCCGGCUCAUCGAUGCUGAGAGCAAGUACUCCGAAAUUAACAGCCAGCUAGACAUCAUGCAGCUGCAGGCAGCCCAGACGGUCACACAAACCUCAGCUGUAGAUGCUGUCUAUGACUGCUCAUCUCUUUACCAGAAGAAUUACAGAAUCUCCGGUGUUUACAAGCUGCCUCCAGAUGAAUUCUUGGGGAGCCCUGACCUAGAGGUGUAUUGUGACAUGGAGACAGACGGUGGUGGCUGGACCAUCAUCCAGAGGCGCAAAGUUGGCCUGAUCUCUUUCAACAGAGAUUGGAAACAAUACAAGGAAGGAUUUGGCAAUAUCCGGGGAGAUUUCUGGCUAGGGAAUGAAAAUAUCUAUCGGCUCUCCAGACGCCCGACCCUGCUGCGAGUAGAGCUGGAGGACUGGGAAGGCAACAUCCGCUAUGCACAAUAUAACCAGUUCACCCUGAGCAACGAGUUUAAUAGCUACCGCCUUUUCCUGGGGAACUACACCGGCAACACAGGGCAUGACUCCCUGAGGUACCACAACAACACAGCCUUCAGCACCAAGGACAAGGACAAUGACAAGUGCGUGGAUGACUGUGCCGCGUUACGUAAAGGUGGAUACUGGUACAGCUGCUGCACAGAUUCCAACCUGAAUGGGGUUUACUACCGCAAAGGGGAACACACCAAAAACAUGGAUGGAAUCACCUGGUACGGCUGGCAUGGCUCAACCUACUCUCUGAAAAGAGUCGAGAUGAAGAUCCGCCCAGAGGAUUUUAAACUCUAGGGGGAAGCAACACUCAAUUGUAAAGCUACGGUGACACUGCUGCACUGAGGGGAAACAGCCUGGAAUCUCAUAAAUCAGCCACUGCAAUGGUUUAACUUCAUCUAGAAAGUGUGCGAACACAAGGGCUACAUACACUGACUAUGCAUCACACAUUAGUUCUGAGGCAGACUCGGGAGAGAGGAAAGGUACCAACAUUACUAUGGCUCAGCCCAGUUCUCUUCUCUUAAGGCACUCUCCCCCCAACAGGAUACAUACUAUGUUAGAAUAGACACAUCCUGCAGGAGCAGCAUCUUCAGGAAGGAUAUGUUGUGGUUACACUAGCACUGAGAUUUACAGGGUUGCCUUAUUGUUUGACCAGUUAGAGUUUAGGAAAAAUGCAGCUUUUACCCUCCUUUUUGCCAGCUCCGAAGUGUUUAGAUUCAUUGAGGGUUAACACAAAUCUUGCCAAGGAAGAGAGUUUCUACCAAGACCCAAGAAACAGAGGAACAGGGCUUUUAUUUCAAAUUCUUCAAACAUCUUAGAAAUAUCCACAACGAGAUGUUCCUCCAGUGCAUGUUAAUUGGCCCAUUCUCCCCAUGUAGGAAAAGCUAGGUUGAAACUUUAGGUAAGUGCAUGUUGCACCUGCUCUUUCCUGAAGUCUCAUCACCACCUUCCAGCCACUAGUCACAGGAAAACACCCAUGCAAGACUAUACUCCCAGGGACGUUGCUUUCUGAGAGAGACCUCAAGUCCCAUCUGCUCUAAGCUAUGUGGAGGUGGGAGAUCUAUACUAGAAAGCACAUGAGGGACUGGGAUGCAACUCUCUGAGCUACAAUGAACUGAUUUGCAACGUUACUAGUGUUCCUCUUGGAACACAGAAGGGCCAUUUUGUGCCACCUCAUCACACUAUCAGCAAGACCAGGAGCGAACAGGGAACAAACACCCAGAAGCCUUUUACCAUUGACACUGUAUUCCAAAACACAAGGGGCGGGGUGCGGGGCUUUUAAUGUUUAAUUGGAAAAAGGCAGGUUAAUGGAAGUGCUAGUAAACAAGGGAUCUAAUAAUAUAGAGAUGAUCUGUGGCUCUUAUACAGCAAAGGAUCCUGGAUAAUAUUACGCACUAAGAGAAGCAAUCUUGAGUGGUUUUGUUGUCACUGGAACCCAAGUUGUAUUUAAAGCUUUAUUCCAUCGAAUCUCUAUUUUAUGAGGCUUGAUGCUGAACCUCCACCUGCUUUUAACUUUCUGUUUUUACUUAAGAGAAUCCAGAUGUGGGAAAUAUUUAACACUCUGCUUUAUGGUUUACAAGCACAGGCUUAUUCACCUUGUAUCUGACCUCUGGUCCACGAAGAAAGCUCUAUUGCCACCAGCUGUGACCAGUAUUCGAUGCUUUAGAGAAAGGCAAAAUACAGGAACCUAGUAAAUUUCGCCGUGCUGCCCACAUGUCAGGGGUGGGUUGGGAGAAAAGGAGCAUGCUAUUCCUUUCAUUACAGUAUUGAAAGUUCAAAGCAAUGCAUCUGGGAGCAGAGCUUUAACAGAAGCCAGAGAAUCCUCAAGUGCCAAGGGAAAUUAGAAACGUACAAAAAUCCUCCCUUGCUGGUGGGAUGCCAUACCCGGGAAUUUCCAGGUUUGUUUUGGAGGGUUAUUUUUUGUAAGCUCUGCCUAAAAGUUCCACACUGAAAAACAGCACAUUCCAUUUCCUUACCUAAGAGUGUCUUGAAAAAGAUUGUUAAAAAGGGCAGCCACACCGUUGCUUGACUAUGUAGAAAAAGACAGUUAUAGUUAAUAUAUCUAUUUUUAUUCACUUUACAAAAACAAAACUUGAGCCUAAUUUAAAAUUUUCUGUCUUAUGCGGAACGGGAGAUAAAGGUUUCCUGGGAAAUGCCUUAUAUAUGUUGACUAUUCAUACUGUACAUUGGAACAGCGUUGUAUACAAAUAUGCAGUCUGUGCAAUGGAUUUUUUUUUUAAUACCAAACUUUUCCAUUUCUGUAAUAAAUUCUCUCAUUUUUAAGCCUGUUUUCUUCAAGUCUUGUUCCUUACCCUGCUGUUUGAUACAAACACUCACACAGAGGGAUUAAGGUCAGGAAAGGGGAAUACAGCGAGUUCUGAAGCAUCCCAGGGGAUGCAACAGAGGCGAAGGGAUGAAAGCAUAUUGCAGAGAAGGCAAAAACAUCACAGCAUGCUGCACAGAAGCAAAUAUCUGUAAAGUAAACAAAAGGUGAAAGCAUAAAUCUAAAAGCAAACCUCUUCAGAGAGCUUAAAAAUCCAUCGUAUAAAGACCAAAGCAACUUGUUUGAGAGGCUGUGCCCUUCCUCACACAACAGAGAACUUCGUACAAUCAUUCAAGAGGGAGAGAGGCUGCAUAUACCAAUUCAAAGGGAAACAUUUCUCCUAGUCCAAGCCAAUGUGGAAUUCUAACAUACAGGACUCAAAGCUACAGAUUCCUUGCUAUUCUUUAUCAUUCUGAUUACAGUAGCAUUCACAAUGUGUUAUAUAUUGCUGGCCCAAAUAGGAAAACUCUUUUUAAUCAGUGAAUGCAAGCUCCCUCCCUGCCUGCCUGGCUCACUGAAAUCCAUAACUAAUUUAUUCACUUGCUUCCUAUUCUUUGUGCUGAGGCUGAGUCCUACAACUGGAGUCUUGGUUUUAGAGACUCUGGCACUCGUGUAGAGCAGCAUCUGCCUUUGCAACCGUGUUCAGGUCAUUGUCUGAAACAAGGAGCUGAGCACUUCUAUUCCCUGGGAAGAAUCAGAGACAAGGACACACGCAUGAGCAAGUUUCUUACUGAACUCUUGUUAAAUCUGCCUUCAAGAGAUCACUGGGGUCGGGAGAUGAGGGAAAUAGAUUGUUGAAGGCCUUUAGGUGGGACAGAAGAGUAUCAGUCUGCAAUAUGCUAUUAAACAAUUAUUCAUUUAAAGGAACUUAUUGUUAUGUAUCCCUGGGGAAAGAUCCUUUCACAGGAACGUCCACAUCUCAAAUUGAAAUGAUUGUUUGGCUGGUUGGGAGCAGUACACUUAACAAGUUUAGUAAUCUGAAUCUCUCAACAGCUGAAUCAAGCUCAUACACAAGCUAGGAAGGAAAAAUAAGGCAGCAAAUAGACAGCAGGACAUGCUGCUAAGUUGUGACUCAAAUCCUGGCCAUUCUCUGGGAAGUAACUUAUAGCAGCACACAAGGCCAGGUGUACACAGCAGGUAGGGAGGCUGAAAGGCUCGUUUCCCACUACUUCGCUAUUGGGAACAGAAGCCUGGUGCAAAUCGUUUUGCAUUAUGCCUAUUCUACUUUGCCUUCCAUUUUGAGGCAAGGCACAAAACCUUCAGUUUGCAACCUGAGCCCCGAGAGUUGCUGAAUCAUGCUGCCCACCCUAAUCUGCCACAACAGCAUUUUCCACCUAAGGGACAAGAGCCAUGAUGCUCACCCCAAAGCUGCACCUCCAAGUCUGGUCCAACUCUGGUUAUUUCUUCACCAAAAGAGCCUUGACUUCUGAAAUGUUCAGGAAGUCUUCACCCUCCCACUCCCAAAGCAGCACUCAAGGCACUGGACGGAUAGUUCAAAUACAAUGAACACCCAGAACAGACGUAUUAGAAGGCCAAGCAAAGUCACAUUAACAACAAACAAGGAGGGGGUCGGAAUGCAGGAGCAGACACCGAUCACGCUAACAUCUCUAAGAGUGGAGAGGGAUAAACUGAGUGGACAUGCAAGGGGAAAUCUUUGCUGCUUCAGGAACAGUUUUGAAAGGCACAAAGAAGCUGGGGUUUUUGUGUGACCUCCUCUUGGAUGUGCCAUGACCACCACUGCAGAGCAAGAUGGCCACAACACCUGCAAACCUGGUGCAGCAAGGGCACUGACUAAUUUGCAUUUGAAAGAAUUUGCACCAGCUUUCCACCUGUCCCUCUUUUCCCUUACAGCUCUAUCAGAGACAACUCCAUAGUAUUCACCACUAUAGUAUUGCUAUUUCUUCCCUACUCAUCACAAAGGGCCUGCCAUUGGCACCUCACUAAAUUUUGCUCAAGAGCCAUAAAUCCCUAGGCGUUUUAUAACCACCUAUAGUUAUAGUGCCUUUGAGCCUGAAUGUUCCCAAAGUACUUCACUAGCUAUAUUCAAACAGCACUGCAGAAACACAGCCAUCUGUGGAAGGUGGCACCAACCAGUGGACAGCACACAGUACAGCAAUUUUCUGGGAGGUGAGAACAGAGUUUGGCCUCCAAAUUAUACCACUUACAAAUAGUGCCAUGGGACUUUUAAUAUUCCUGCAGUGCAGACAAGAGGUCUGUUUGCAAGAUCUUGUCUAUGGGACUCUCCAUCUGCCCUACCCAAUUAACUUAUCCUCCUCAUAAGGCAGAUGGACCAAGUUAACCCAUCUAGGAUCUGAAGCUGUGAUUUCAGGGAGUUUGUUUCAAGCAAGGUGUGUCAAUCUUUGGUUACAGAGCCAGGACACAUGCUACAGCAGGCUUGGUGGUACGCAAGGGGGAGAAGUGGUGCUUAUUUGGGGAAUUACACACAUCUCCCCUCUGUAUUUAUCUAGGGCCCUGAAACUUCAGUUUCAAACUUUUUUUUUAAAAAAGCCACGGUUAACCAUGUCAGGAAUUUCAGACAGCUUGGAGGGUGUGACCUGAGAGUGAACAACACUUCAUUUGGCCUCUCUCUGUACCCAGUCCUCCAGAGUCAGCCUUUAGAGUCCUAAUGGAGAAAGACGUGUCCGUGCCUGAGAAUGCAAAUCACAGACAGUCAGGGCUGCACACUGCCCACUGCAGAGCCUUCCCGCUACAGCAAUAAAAGCUGCAGCCUCUCUGGUUUUGUCACUCGCAUUUUAGAUGUUUCGUUUCUGAUAGUUUUCAAGCUGAUAAUUUGUCACCAGCUGGCAAUGACUGAACUAUGGCUAGUACAAAACUGGAGCCAGAAUGGAGAGGGACAAAAGGCUUCACCCCACCCCAAUUCCAGCACAUAAAACAAGCCAGGUAGUUAUAAAUUAGACAACCGAUCCUAGGCAUAAUGGCAAAAUCUACUGAAAAAUACGUCAAUCAUGAGACACUAACAGGACCUUGGGGAACAAAAGCAUUUGACAAUAUUACCUAGAAGUUAUUGCUGUCUAGGCUGAUAUGAAAUGAGAAAAAAAUCAGGGAGGUGCUUUCUAGAGCUGUGCAUUCUCAAGACAACAGUUCAAAGGCAGCCUGGCCCUGCUAAGCUAACAUACUUUAGCCAGAGCUCUCAUGACAUUUUACGAGCCUAGACACAAAAUCUUUUCUGCCACCCUUGUGAUGUGACAUUUUAUUUGCCCAUCCAAAAAACAGAAGUUAUUUGUGCUGAACAAGCAGAAUUUUGAAACGCUGAGCCAAGUCCAGGCAGUGAAUAGAAAUGCAGCCCUGCUCAGCUGAGCACACCCUGGGGCUGCAGCCUGAAACUGCCCUUUGCAGCCAAAGGGUCAAAAGCCUCUAAUAUUUUUGCUCAAAUAUAAAUAUAAUCUAAUUCACCAGUUCAAAUCCAGCUCAAGUCAGCUAUAAACAAAAGCGCCCGGUUCCCAGUCUUCUGCUCACCAUGAGAGUAUG
Messenger RNA from Gopherus flavomarginatus (Mexican gopher tortoise), 10130 nucleotides. It is a transcript of the gene ANGPTL7, whose product is annotated as angiopoietin like 7. The transcript has 6 exons. Lineage: Eukaryota; Metazoa; Chordata; Testudines; Testudinidae. The record is from RefSeq and is a predicted model, not a curated record. The coding region runs from base 3569 to 4615 and encodes 348 amino acids.